GCGAGGGUCGCGCUUCCGGAAGCGAAGGCGCGGGCCAGGACCCGCAUCGAAGGCGAGGCCCGGGGCGCGGCCAUGGCGGCGCAUCUGAAGAAGCGGGUGUACGAGGAGUUCACCAAGGUGGUGCAGCAACAGCACGACGACGCCUCCGGCAAGAAGCUCCGCCUGACGAAGCCCAGCAAGUCGGCGGCCCUGCACGUGGACCUGUGCAAGGCCUCCUCCCCGGCCGACGCCCUGCAGCACCUUCUGCAGUUCGCCCGCUCGCCCGUCGAGGCCGACAGCGUGGAAGGGGUGGCCCGCGUCCUGCUGGAGCACUAUUACAAGGAGAGCGACGCGUCCGUCAGGCUGAAGAUCGCCUCGUUGCUGGGCCUCCUGUCCAAGACGGCGGGGUUCUCCCCGGACUGCAUCGUGGACGACGCCGUCAACGCCCUGCAGAACGAGAAGUCCCACCAGGUCCUGGCCCAGCUGCUGGACACCCUGCUGGCCAUCGGCACCAGGACCCCGGAGAACCCGGCGGUGCGGACGCGCCUGGUGGACGUGGCCCGCAAGCACCUGACCGACACCUCCCACGGCGUGAGAAACAAGUGCCUGCGGCUCCUGGGCCACCUGGGGGCCGGGGAGAAGGCCGCCCCCAAGGAGGCGGAGGGCCGGCCCGCCGGGGACGUCCAGAAGACCGUCGGGGACUACUUCACCGACCAGGACCCCCGCGUGCGGACCGCCGCCGUCGAGGCCAUGCUGCAGCUCCACGAGAGGGGACUGAAACUCCACCAGGCCGUCUAUAACCAGGCCUGCAGGCUGCUGUCCGACGACUACGAGCAAGUCCGCAGCGCGGCCGUCCGGCUCGUCUGGGUCCUCAGCCAGCUGUACCCGGAAAGCAUCGUCCCCAUCCCCUCGUCCAACGAGGAGAUCCGGCUGGUCGACGACGCCUUCGGGAAGGUCUGCCACAUGGUCAGCGACGGCUCCUGGGUCGUCAGGGUCCGAGCGGCCAAGCUGUUGGGCUCCAUGCAGCAAGUCAGCUCCCAUUUCCUGGAGCAGACGCUGGACAAGAAGCUCAUGUCCGACCUGCGGAGGAAGCGCACGGCACACGAGCGAGCCAAGGAGCUGUACAGCUCGGGGGAGUUCUCCAGCGGACGGAAGUGGGGGGACGACGCCCCCAAGGAGGAGGUGGACACCGGGGCCGUGAACCUGAUCGAGUCGGGCGCCUGCGGGGCCUUCGUUCACGGGCUGGAGGACGAGAUGUACGAGGUGCGGAUCGCGGCGGUGGAGGCGCUGUGCAUGCUGGCCCAGUCUUCCCCCGCCUUCGCCGAGAAGUGCCUGGACUUCCUGGUGGACAUGUUCAACGACGAGAUCGAGGAGGUGCGCCUGCGCUCCAUCCACACCAUGAGGAAGAUCUCCAACGACAUCACCCUGCGCGAGGACCAGCUGGACACCGUGCUGGCCGUGCUGGAGGAUUCGUCGCGAGACAUCCGGGAAGCUCUCCACGAGCUGCUGUGCUGCACCAACGUGUCCACCAAGGAGGGGAUCCACCUGGCCCUGGUGGAGCUGCUCAAGAACCUGACCAAGUAUCCCACCGACCGCCAGUCCAUCUGGAAGUGCCUGAAGUUUCUGGGCGGCCGACACCCCACGCUGGUGCUCCCCCUGGUCCCGGAGCUGCUGAGCACCCACCCGUUCUUCGACACGGCGGAGCCCGACAUGGACGACCCGGCCUACAUCGCCGUCCUGGUGCUGAUCUUCAACGCGGCCCAGACCUGCCCCACGAUGCCGGCGCUGUUCUCCGACCACACCUUCCGCCACCACGCCUACCUCCGCGACAGCCUGUCCCACCUCGUCCCCGCCCUGCGGUUACCCGGCAGGAGACCGGCGGCGUCCCCGCCGGCCCCCGGCGCGGCCCCCGGCGGCGGGACCCCCCAGGAGGACCCCUCCCAGCUGUUCCUGCGGCAGAGCCUGGAGCGGGUCCACGGCUUGCGACACCUCGACCCCCGGGGCACCCAGGAGCUGCUCGAGUUCACCAUCCGGGACCUGCAGAGGCUGGGAGAGCUUCAGUCGGAGCUGGCGGGGGCGGCCGACUUCUCCGCCGCCUACCUCCGGUGCCAGCUGCUUCUCAUCAAGGCCUUGCAGGAGAAGCUGUGGACCGUCGCGGCCCCCCUCCACCUGAAGCAGAGCGCGCUGGCGUCUGCCGCCGCCCAGCAGAUCCUGGAGGAGACCUACAAGAUGGAGUUCAUGUACAGCGGGGUGGAGAGCAGGCAGGUGGUCAUCGUCCACCACAUGAGGCUGCAGGCCAAAGCCCUGCAGCUCAUCGUGACGGCCCGGACCACGAGGGGCAUCGAGCUGCUCUUCGGGAUGUGCGAGAAGUUUUUACGUGAAGUGGACGUGUUCCAGAGGUGUUUCGGCUCCGAGCUGCCCCAGAUGCAGGACAGCUUCGUGGACAAGCUGCUGGACCUGAUGCCCCGGCUCGUGACCUCCAAACCCCUGGAGCUGGUCAAGAUCCUGCAGACGGCCCUGCGCCAGAGCUCCUUCCUGCCCCUGCCGCUCCCCGAGCGGAUCCACAGGGCUUCGGCCAGCAUCGUGGAGCCGGCGGGGGAGUCGGACAACCCCCUGCGCUUCACGUCCGGGCUGGUGGUGGCCCUGGCCGUCGACGCGACCCUGGAACACGUGCGGGACCCCCAGCGCGCCGUCAAGGUCCAGGUCCUGUACCCGGACGGCCGGGCCCAGAUCGUCCACCCCAAACCCGCCGACUUCCGCAACCCGGGCCCCGGAAGGCACCGCCUCAUCACUCAGAUCUACCUCUCCCACACGGCCUGGACAGAGCCCUGCCAGGUGGAAGUGAGGCUGCUGUUGGCCUACAGCUGCGGGCGCGGGCCGGCGGGCCGGCCCCCCAAGGCGGCCUGGGGGGCGGAGGCCCCGGAGGCCCCGCCGCCCGACGCCGGCCCCGAGGGCACCAUCCCCUUCGGCAGGCCCGUCAAGGUCUACAUCGUGCCCAAGCCCGCCAGGCGUUGAGGCCCGGAGCCGCCCGCCGGGCGGCGGGGGCGGGGACCGGGGCCCGCCCUCGGCCCCGAGGCGACCGGAAGGCGCCGCCGAUCCCCGGGGCCGACCUCUCCGCCGCGGCGGCGGCUUCCGCCGGCGGGCUGUCUCCCGCCGGGAGAGCGGGGCGGGAGGGGCGGCGGCGGCCGGGAACGGGAUCUCCGCCGCGGGUCGUCCGCCGGGCGGUUCGCCCGGACGUCGGGAAUCAAUAAAGUUGGGGUCGCCCCGUCCCCGUAAGGCUCCGGGGUGGGAGGCCCCGGCGUCCCCUCCCUCGGAA
Messenger RNA from Ornithorhynchus anatinus (platypus), 3295 nucleotides. It is a transcript of the gene INTS4, whose product is annotated as integrator complex subunit 4. Gene Ontology annotation, cellular component: integrator complex. Bases 73 to 2994 code for a protein of 973 amino acids. Gene Ontology annotation, biological process: snRNA processing. NCBI's taxonomy places the organism in Eukaryota, Metazoa, Chordata, Mammalia, Monotremata, Ornithorhynchidae. The transcript has 23 exons. The record is from RefSeq and is a predicted model, not a curated record.